GGUUGUCUAGACCGUCGACAGUAAAUAGUCAAACGUCCAGACAAUAGUUCGGCUUUUGGAACGAUCUAAAUAUACCACCGGGUCGGACGGAAUCGCCGGUCCUCGUACGUUUUCGUUUUCCAACUUGGCCCGAGAGCAUACCGGCCUGAAGGGUCCAGCAAUUUCGCAGUACAAGAAAUCCCUCCGGAGAUCUUCACCAAUUUGUUUUUAUAUUAAACAAAGGACGUAAAGCAAUGGAAGUGACUUCGGUCGAUGAAGGAAGCGGUGGCAAUGUCGUCAAAGAGGCCAUGUCAUCGAAGUCCUCAUCUGUUUCAGAGUUUGAAAAGGACAUCGGAAACAAGCACGUGGUAGGGAAAGCUGCCAGCGUCGAAAUGGAAGAAAGUAGCAAAGUGUUAUCAGAGUCGAUAGAAAACACCCAGCCGGCAAAUGGUGGGUGCUUGAACGAUUCGCUUCAGUUCAACGGUUCGGAACAUGUCAAAUCGAACGGACAUACAGCUGAAACUGAACAUUUAGAGAACGGGAACGACCCGGAGAAUGACGAUACUGCCCGAGUGUGUAAUCCCUUAAAGUUCAGAUGGGACAUGGUCGAUCGGCAAACUUCGACUACAUCUCUAGAAGAGCAACAGAGGGAGUCCAACGCCCAGGCACUGCUAUCCAUGCUGAGCCGUGAUGAUGUUGGCACCAGGCCUCAUUCCAUGCCGGGGAACUUGGCCCAUCUUUGGCAGAGCUUAAAGAUUUCAAACGAGCUCAAUAAGGGUUUCGAGAGACAGGUCAGCGCCGAAGAAGUCUACGAUCCCCAGGAAGCCAGUGGUCAUAAAGUAAACGUCGACGACGGUCUGCAUAGCAAGCACAUCGACUUAGAGAAGCUCUUCACCCCUGCUUCUGACUCGGGCGAACUCACCCCUUCAAGAAAUCGGAAAAUGUUCGCGUCUUCGAGUUUUUACGGGCCAAACCACCCUACCAUGGAGGAACAAGUCGAACUGGCACGCCGUAUAUCACACUCGCUGAGCGACAUCAGCAACAAGGAGAGCAAAGGACAGUCGAUGUACGUCAACAGGAAAAAACGAUCCGUCAAAUGGGUGCACGAAGGGGAAGGUCGUUUACAAGAGAAUAUACCAGAAAAUGAAACAUUACGCACUCAGCCCAAAACGGAUAACAAAUCACCUUUGAAACUGGUCAUGAACCCGAGAGGACAAGUGCAGGACAUCACGACAUUACGAAAACAAGGAAUGACUAUCGAGCCCCCGAUGAGCCCGGAAGUUUGUUUCGAUCUAGUCAGAGAUUUGAACGCACCGCGUGGCAAAGGUGCUGAGCUGUUUGCGAAACGACGUAAGAAAUCUGAAAAAUGGAUAGUAGACGAAAGCAAUGUGAAAACUGUUGAGUCUUACCAACCACCUGUCCCGAACCUAAGCAAAGUCCCUCCACCAUCUUAUUUGAAAGAGACGACCCAAAGAGUUGAAAACGUACAGAAAAUGAAUCAAAUCCAGGAAAGGUUCUCAAUGCCGAGGUUGAAAUUGAUCAAAUCCCCUUGGGAAGCGGCCCUGGAGGGCAGUGUGGAAUCCGCGUUCCAGGAGAUCAAUGCCCCCAGAGGUUUCGUCACACAGUCAGCGGCCACCUUCGCAAAAUUGCCCACGCCUACUCUGCCACCUUCGACACCGAUCAAAGAAGAACUUUACAAGCCGAAGCCACCCAGGGCCUGGAACCAUCAGCCGACCUGCAAGACAUUCAGUCCCGUGAAGAUGGAUAAUAUCCUUGCUGAUUCUUCGAAAUCUUCCUUGAGCAUUGCCCAUCUCUCAGACACUAACACAGUUAAUACCGAACUAGUUGUCAAAAACGUACCACAAACUGGGGCCCAACUGCCCUCCCACGAACUCCUGGAUAAAUCCAUCAUCCAGGAAAAAGUAAGAACAGAGGAUUCUAUAGUCAACGAGGUCAAUACUAUGAAGAUUGGAGAAGACACGAAAUGCGACUCUGUCUCACGGUCAGAGUGUACAAGUCAAACUGAAAGUGUCAAGAGAAAAGAAGUCCAGGUGGAAGAGUUCAGGCAAGAAAAAACAGAAAAGACAUUUCAAGAGAUGUCUCAAAAUUCCUCGGAGAUUUGGCAAAGCCAGACCACCUCAGAUGUCCAUUUCGAGUCGGUCAGCUCGGAAAAGAAAGAUUUUUCCUGUUCCAAAACUGAAAGCAAAUCUUCAAAAAAGGAAUUUUCAGUUGAUAAAGAAGUCGAGGACCUGUGCGAAAGAGAGUUUAACAACUUCAGUUUGGAGUAUGAAAACAAGCACGAGGUACAAAAACCAACGGCUUUGCUACCAGGAGUUCUGUUCCAUCCCUCUGGAUUAACUCUAAAUCAAAAAGAAGUUCAGAAAGAAAAAAAAGAAAUCAAAUCUGAAGAGAAAAAAAUUUACAAAAAGCCAGCUUCCAUGGUGCCCGGUGCGAUGCCUUUAUUUGGUGGGGCCUUAGAUUUACACUUUGCAAACGAUAACAACAAGGACAAGCCGUAUGAAAAAAUACCCAUCAAAAGUUUAAUAGAUUCUUUUGAGCUGAGUACAAGGCCUGUUCUUAAAUACAAGCAAGUCAAUGAAAACGUUUCAAUUUCACCAAGCAAAAUGAUCGACAUCAAGCAGAAAACUGUAGAAAAAUUACACAAGGAAGAGAGCUCGUCCUACAAAGUCUUUGAGGAGGUCAAAAUAAAAGAAAUGAAUGAAGAGAUGCAAAAGAUCGAAAACUUCUAUCAGAACAGCCAACAUAACCAAGAAAUAACAACCCUUCAUAAGUCGAACGGUGAAAUUUUAAUUCAACCCACAGAUACAUCUCCACAGAUACAACAUACCUCAAAAAAUGAAACGAAUGCUCAAACCUGUGGACAAUCGGGAGGAUUCGCUCCGCUAGCAUCGAGGACCGAAGAUAUGCCGGUCAAACGUCCCGAUCCUGUUUAUGAGCCGCAGUUAUCCAAGGUAGACUUCAUGAAGCAUAACAAUUUCAAUACGGCUCCAAGAGGAUGGCAGAGCAGCAUGUCCUACUACCGACCGGUGACGUUCAACACCCCAGCCUAUACAAAUUUCUGAUGAUUUCAUUUAAAUAAACAAAAAUCAUGUCUAUGUUUUCAUUUAAUUAUUAUGUUGACAAAAUUCAAUUAAAAAAAAAAAGAACCGACUUUUAGACUGUUUAUGAACAAUAAAAAAAAAUGUACGCAGUCGUCUUACAUUUUUCUGUUUUACGACUGCAAUAGCAGCUAAGUUCUCAAGAUCUUUUUCUUUUUUUCCCCUCAAAAUGUAAAUAUACGCACAUAAAAGAACUGUAAAUAUUUGGACCAACUGUAAAACUUAAUCCGAGAUAUGGUCGACAAAAUUGAAUCUAUCUUUGUGUAGAAUUUAUACUUCAAAGAGCUUAAAUGUUGUUAAAAAAUAUAUUGUUUUUCUUUAAACCCAA
Molecule: messenger RNA, 3426 nt
Organism: Cimex lectularius (bed bug)
Lineage: Eukaryota; Metazoa; Arthropoda; Insecta; Hemiptera; Cimicidae
Exons: 15
Coding region: 234-3062 (942 amino acids)
Biological process (GO): positive regulation of actin filament bundle assembly
Cellular component (GO): nucleus; Z disc; actin cytoskeleton
Molecular function (GO): actin binding
Source: RefSeq, a predicted model, not a curated record